GACUUUUUAACGCACACUCUCUUUCUCUCUCUAUAAACAUUACAUACACAUUGUAUAUAUAUUUAUAUAUCGCUUUCUGGGUUAUUUCGUAAAUUAAAGAUUACUGUCCUCUUUAAUCCUCUCUCAACCUCCCUCAUAUCAUACACAUACCAUUUCAAUCCUCAUCUAUACAUCAAACCCCACUGCCCCCUCUCUCUCUUCCUUCCAUUGUUCACUGAGUUGUCGUCUCUCAUUCUCUCUCUCUUAGCUCUUUUUUAGAGAGAGAAACAAGAUUCGUGAAGAGAGGUGUUGAUUUGAGGAUCAUUUCUCAAAGGUUCUAACGCUAUAUGUUGUUUGUUUUUUUAGGUCUUGAAGGUAGAUCCAUCGAUUAUUCAUCUGCUAUCAUUUCGCUGAGUUCGUGUUUGUACCGAUUCUUGUUUGAAAGAUCUGCCAAGGAGUCCCAUAUGUGAUAUACGAUUUGUGUUGGAAUACCUUUGGAACCCGUCUAAUCUUUUAACGAAGUGCACCAUAGCCUGAUGCAAGGGCAGAGGAGUUCUAUGGGUUCCUUACCUGAGACCUUAAGAUUUGAUCAUGGAUCUACAUCAAGUAAUGCAGGUGUAGAUCAGCAGAUUUGCUGGAAUAAUACGCAAAAUUCUUCAAAUAACUGUCAACCAGAUUAUGUAAUAUCACCCAGUGACCCAAGUAUUACGUAUCUGAAUUCUAUGAGUCAAGAAGGGCAGAAUACAAGUGGAUGGAAUUUAGGUGAGCCCAGUUCUAGCGGUGCACAAAACCAGGUCAGUCUUAGUGAAGGAAAAACAGAACAUGGAUGGUCAUCUUCAAUGAGUGCUUUUACUGGGCCUGGUCCUAUCUUGGAAGAACAAUUAUAUGAACCAGCGAAUAUUCUUUCACUGAACAAUGUUAAUGUAAACCUUAGUAGCAAUCAGAUUGCUAAUGGUUCUUUGUUUAUGCAAAGUUCUAAUUCUAGUGCUAUUCCUCAGGAUCUUAACAUAAAUGCAGGAUUUGUAGAUCGUGGUGUUCAUGAUUGCCAAGUCACCGAAUGUCCUAAUAUGUACAAGUCUGGUGGUUCAGAAAAUGCGCAAUUUUCAUUGGCCAGUAGUUCUUCUAAUCCUUUUGGCAUGCCCUCUGGAAGUAAUGGAUUUUUGGUGGAAGAAAAUGAUGGUAGGCGAGACUUCUCAAUGGAGGGUCGCCGCUUAUCCUGUAAAAGAAAGGCUUUUGAUGGAAAUGUUGGACAAUCUUCUAUGAGUGGAAGUUCGAGAUACACUCAGUAUCCUGAAAGUAACGCAUGGCAAGCUGUUCCUGCGCACUAUAAUGCUUGCAGCAGCUUAGGUAUAUCUACACCGUCACCAUCAGAACACAAUCUUGGUGUUAGUGCUUCAGAGCAGGUGAACGCAAGAAUUGGCCUGGGUUUGGGUGGAGCUUCUUUAGAAUGCCCUCUUGCCUUAAAUGUGGUGGGAAGUGCAGAAAGGACUCGGAGGAAUUUUCGUGUUAGAAUAAAUCCUUCACAUCAACAAGAAUCUCAAUCUGCUAAUGUAAUUUCAGCUGGGAGUGUAGUUGGGCAUUCCAGUUUUUCAUCACCCCAUCAGCCAUCGAGAUUUCUUCCCCUUGAAAAUUCUUUGGACUUGGGUUCAGCGCCAGCAGCAGACAAUGCAAGUCCUCAAAGGCAGUCUGUUGCUGUGCAGGUUCCUGCUUUGCCACGAAAUCUACAAUUAUCUAGGUGGACUGGAGGUUCCAGCUCAAGACCUGGCAAUAUAUCAGGUUCUGUAAUUGGUGGAGAGGUAGAUUUUGCGCCCCAUGGGGAAUCCAACUCAAUAAGCACCCCAAGAAACAUUCCAGAACAUCCUUUGUUUGUAGCUGCUGACGAGUUCAGAAAUUCUGUUCAAAAUCCAACAAAUUGGAGUUUACCUGGUGGAAAUAUGAGUAUUGCUGCUAAUGUUGCUAGUCCUUCUCGAACUGGCUCAAAUUCAGCUGCCCUUCCAUCAUCUGCACCUAAUUGGGUUCACAAUCGCAAUCCUCCACAAUAUGCGCGGAGAUUAUCAGAAUUAGUCCGCCGAUCACUACUGUCUUCUGAGGCUGGAGGUCGGAGCAAUAACAAUUCUCCACUACAUCCAGGUCCUUCUUCCUCGCAGGAAGUUGGACUUUCAUCUGGAACUGGUAACCAUGGGCAUCAUCUGUCACGCACAAGGUCAGCAAUGUUGUUGGAGAGACAGCUUGAUGUUACUUCUGGAAUCCCCUACUCCUUACGAACUUUGGCUGCUGCAAGUGAAGGAAGAAGCAGGCUUGUAUCCGAGAUUCGGAAUGCCCUUGGUCUGAUGCGUCGGGGUGAGGGCUUGCGGUUAGAGGAUGUUAUGAUUCUUGAUCAGUCGGUCUUUUCUGGGGUGGCCAAUAUUCACGACCGUUAUAGGGAUAUGCGGCUCGAUGUUGAUAACAUGUCUUAUGAGGAGUUAUUGGCGCUUGAAGAACGUAUUGGUUAUGUUAGCACUGGGUUGAAUGAGGAGACCGUUCUUAAUAAUCUGAAGCAGCGGAAGUAUUUAUCCAUUGCAAUAGGAGCUCAGCAGGAGGUGGAACCAUGCUGUAUAUGUCGGGAGGAAUAUAAAGAUGGAGAGGAUCUUGGAACACUUGAAUGUGGGCAUGAAUUCCACACUCACUGUAUUAAACAAUGGCUAAUGCACAAAAAUUUGUGUCCCAUUUGUAAAACGACGGCCGUGGGUACCUGAGAGGAGAACAAAAUUUCCGGGCUAUUACUUCCUCCCUGGAUUAGAUAGAAGUGGGUGGGAUCUAAAUUUGUUAUUCUGCCAAAAGUAUGGUCACUGAAUAAUACAUUUGGUGGAUGGCAAUUUUCUCUCCAUAGCACAACUGCUUACAACUCCAUGGAAGAUCCAUUCUAUCUUCUGUUUUUCUUAAUUUUACUGUAAUCUCCUCGUGGGGACUGAAUGAUCCAAGAAGCAGAAGUAAUUUAACUUCUCACUCGUUUAAUUACUGCACACGUUAUUGGUAUUUUAGUUUUUCUUUUCUCAAA
This is a messenger RNA of Cornus florida, 3016 nucleotides long. RefSeq names its product probable E3 ubiquitin-protein ligase RHG1A. Gene Ontology annotation, molecular function: ubiquitin protein ligase activity. Bases 516 to 2714 code for a protein of 732 amino acids. Lineage: Eukaryota; Viridiplantae; Streptophyta; Magnoliopsida; Cornales; Cornaceae. The record is from RefSeq and is a predicted model, not a curated record. The transcript has 7 exons.